Messenger RNA from Diaporthe batatas, 1494 nucleotides. RefSeq lists its product as uncharacterized. Gene Ontology annotation, molecular function: RNA binding; pseudouridine synthase activity. Lineage: Eukaryota; Fungi; Ascomycota; Sordariomycetes; Diaporthales; Diaporthaceae. Gene Ontology annotation, biological process: pseudouridine synthesis. The coding region runs from base 1 to 1494 and encodes 497 amino acids. The transcript has a single exon. The record is from RefSeq and is a predicted model, not a curated record.
AUGCACACGGACGAGGCCCCCGGCAGAGGUCCUGUCAACCACCAAGACGCCCUUGAGCGACCGAACAAUGGGCCACCUGUCGACAGCCUGGAGCAAGCCGCCCAGGACGCAACCCCAGCGGUGGCCCCGAAGAAAGGUCGGGUGCGGCAGAAGCAGAAGCACAAAUCGCCUGCUGCCAGCACCACGCCCGCCGACCCGUGGCCUCGACCAUACUAUUUCGAAGACGGUCUCCGUCGGGUGAAGCCCUACCACUACACCUACUCCACCUGGUGCAAGGAGCGCUGGCGCCAGCGGGAACUCAUCGAAAUUUUCGAGUCCGAAUUCAGGGACCGCCCGCUCGCAUACUACAGGCGGGCCAUGGAGGGUGGAGAAGUGGCAGUGAACAACAAAGCGGUGGGCCCUCAUUACGUCCUCAAGAAUGGGGACUGCAUCACGCACACUCUUCACCGACACGAACCUCCAGUCACCGCCGACCCCAUCGCAAUCCUACACGAGGACGAUGACAUGAUUGUGCUCAACAAACCUUCUGGUGUUCCUGUCCACCCCUCGGGCCGCUACAACUUCAACUCCAUCACCGAGAUUAUGAAGUCCGAGAGAGGUCCCGGCUGGCUGGCAUACCCGUGCAAUCGCCUCGACAGGCUGACGAGCGGCAUCAUGUUUGUCGCCAAGAACCCUCAGGCUGCCGUCAAGAUGAGCAACCAGAUCGCGGCUCGGACAGUGCGCAAGGAGUACAUAGCUCGUGUGAUUGGCGAAUUCCCAGACGGAGAGGUCGUCUGCAACCAACCCAUUCUCGCAAUCUCGCCUAAGCUGGGCCUGAAUCGUGUCAGGGCGAACGGGAAGCACGCCCGUACUGUUUUCAAACGCUUGGCGUACUACCCGCCCUGUGAGGAGGGCCCCGCCCCCAUCGGGAAGGCUGCCAAGUCUGCUGGAAAUGGGCAACCACCGGCAAGGAAGAAGGGUUAUUCCAUCGUUCGAUGCAUGCCAGUGACGGGCCGCACCCACCAGAUCCGGGUUCACCUGCAAUUCCUGGGCUUCCCCAUCGAGAACGACCCAAUCUACGCGAAUCAGAAGGUCUGGGGGUUCGACCUUGGCUGCAACGACUUCGAUGCCAGCCUCAAUAGCGACGAAGACAUCGUCAGCCGGCUAUCUCGGAUGGGUAAGGAGGAUGUGGCAGAAGCUGUCGCAUACUACGACGAGAUGAUCGACGACUAUGAAAAGCGCAGGGCGGAGAAGAUGUCGGGAGAGAUCUGCGACGUCUGCCAGACACCCCUCUACACGGACCCGGGGCUCCACGAGCUCACCCUGUGGCUGCACAGCCUGCGAUACGAAGAUAAGGACGGCGCAUGGAAGUACGUGAGCCCCCUGCCUUCGUGGGCACUCCCUCCAGAGGGAUACAGUGGGCCAACGGAAGUCGGAGGUAUGGAGGCCCUUGUCAAGGCAGUGAAGGAUAUGAACCCGGAGAUAGUUGGCGAGGCAGACACCGAGACCCCGUGA